UGAGUUUUCUAGAUAAGUAUGCUCUCUCUCACACUCUGCCUCUCCAGGUUGUUAGGAAUUCUUGGCUGCGGUUCCUUUGUUGCCUCUAUGGUAACAAACACAGUAACCAGGAAACACAAUCCUCUGUCACUAGUCUGCAGUCAGUCUGUGUCCCAGCACCAGCAGCUCAUUGUAACAGCGUCCUGCCUCCCCCGACUGGUAAGGGAUUUGGGGUACCUGCUAUGUGAGGGUUCAAUCUCUGUCUGAUCACGGCCUCCUGCAGCAAUGUGUUUUAUUCCUUCUUACAAAAUCUGGCAGAUUGUUAUCUUUUUAUUUCUUUUGUUGAUUAUUCCUAAAACAAACUAAAUUAUCUAAAUUACUGAAAAGCAUUAAAUCCUGUCUGAAAAUGCACGUUUUGUUCUAUUUGAAAUUCUGCCAUUAAUUUAUCACAAAAAUAACACGUUAUCAAGAUUUAAAAAGAAGGAAGAUUUGGGAUAAAUUAACUUUUAUCUUUAUCGCUUUACAUCUGACAUUUUCUGUAUAUUUAUAUGUUACAAUAUAUUCUAAUUAUUUAACAGACACUUGUCUAAAUAUUAAAACACAGAAAAUAAAUAAUUGUACAAAUAUUAUGGAAUAAUUACUUUGUUUCUGAAAUUUUAAAAAAACCUACAUUUGUAAGCCGUAAAAUGAUGGCGAUAUUAAUAAAUGACAUUUUAGUAGAUCGUCUAAUGUUUAUUCAUUUAGAAGUGAUAUUGCUUUGAGUAAAGUAACAGUUAUGGUGCUGGUGAAUAAUUAGAAUGUAUUGAUAGAGGGCACUAUGAGGAGGUGAUUGAGGAGUGUGAUCUAUGGAGUAAGUGUGAACCUCAGUGAGGUGAGUGAGCACUUUGUAGAUAUAGAAGAAAUGGGGGUGAGUGAGCACGUUGGGGAAUUGCUUGUGGACAGGAGGGAGGACUUUGGGUACUUGAGUAGGGAGUUGCAUAAUCACUUCUUGGGCUGAGGUGUGUAUAGUGGGUACUUUAUUAGGUUGAGUGAUGGGUUAGUGGGUACUUUGUGGUACUCAGUGGGUGCUAUUUGGAUUGAAUAGUGAGUGGGCUGGUUAUUCUGUUGGGUUGAGUGUGGAGGUUAGUGGGUACUCUGGUUGAGUGUGGAGUUGAAUGGGUGCUCUGUUAUGUUGAGUGUUAAGGUGAGUGGGUACUCUGUAAGGAUGAGUGGAGAGGUGGGUGAUUACUCUGUUGGGGUGAAUGGGGAGGUGAUGGGGUGCUCUGUUAAGGAGAAUGGAGAGUUGAGCUGAUGCUCUAUUGGAUUAAGUGGGGAGGUGAGUGGGUACUCUGUUGGGGUGAGUGAGGAGGUAAAGUAGGUGCUCUGUUGGAUUAAGUGGGGAGGUAAGUGGGUACUAUGUUGGGUUGAGUGGGGAGGUGAGUGGGUACUCUGUUGGGUUGAGUGAAGAGGUAAAAUGGGUACUCUGUUGGAUUAAGUGGGGAGGUAAGUGGGUACUCUGUUGGAUUGAGUGAGGAGGUAAGUGGGUGCUCUGUUGGAUUAAGUGGGGAGGUAAGUGGGUACUCUGUUGGAUUAAGUGGGGAGGUGAGUGAUUACUCUGUUGGGUUGAGUGAGGAGGUAAAGUGGGUGCUCUGUUGGAUUAAGUGGGGAGGUGAGUGGGUACUCUUUUGGGUUGAGUGGGGAGGUGAGUGGGUACUCUGUUGGGUUGAGUGAAGAGGUAAAAUGGGUACUCUGUUGGAUUAAGUGGGGAGGUAAGUGGGUACUCUGUUGGAUUGAGUGAGGAGGUAAGUGGGUGCUCUGUUUAGUUAAGUGGUGAGUUGAAUGUGAGCUCUCUCUAUAUAAAUGGCGGUAGACUCCGCAAACCCCUGACAUAUAAAUCUCAUUCUCAGGACUCAGGAUGCAUCACUGUAUGAGGACGUUGUGUAUGGAUUCCAAGUACUGCAGUGUGGGAUCUCCGCUGAGUGAAUACUCAUGUCACAGUCUGAUAACACACCCACAGCCGGAGUGCAGAUACUCUGUAACUGCUCAUUCCUGUGUGAGCCACCACUCAAUCCCACAAAGGUAAACUACCAGCCUUGUACACAGGUAAACUACCAACAUUGUACACAGCCAACCUACCAACCUUGUACAAAGGUAACCUACCAGCCUUGUACACAGGUAAACUACCAACAUUGUACACAGCCAACCUACCAACCUUGUACACAGGUAAACUACCAACCUUGUACAAAGGUAACCUACCAGCUUUGUACACAGGUAAACUACCAGCCUUGUACACAGAUAACCUACCAACCUUGUACACAGGUAAACUAACAGCCUUAUAUACAGGUACCCUACAAACAUUGUACCCAGGUAACCUACCAUUUCAACCUUAUAGCAAGGUAACAUGACAACUCAGUCUUAUACCCAGGUAGCUUAUGCCUUACUCACAGAUAACAUACCAGCUCAGCCUUAUAACAAGGUAACCUACUGUAGCCUAACAGAGAGGUAACAGAUUUAUAUAUGGGAAUCAGCUCAUUGUGCGGACAACACAGACACAGGAAUAGAAUGAUUUAGAUUGUCUGUGUCGGUGGGUAUUGCGUUAGUAAACAUCUCUGCGUAUCCAUAGACACUGCAGCUGAGAUAAGGAACAACAGAUAGACAUUCUCUGUGAAUGAGAGAUAUAUAGGGAGUCGCCUAUAGAUUAGCUGGUAUGAUACAAAUAACUAGAAAUACAGAUUCUUAACGUCAGUGUGGAUCUCUUACUCUAAAACAGCUUUGUAAUAAAAAACAGUAAAUAACCGUGUGUAGGGUCCACAUCAGAGUUUCCUAAAGUAUCUCUGCAGAGUAAUGUAAGGCAGCGCGAAGGAUCAUACGGGACAAGUGGAAGAAUAAAAAUUCCACUUAUUUCAAAAUUAAAACAAAAAAAAACAGAUAUAUUAAAAGAAAAUCUAUAUUUAUAACACAGCCUUAUCCCAUGUUAUAUAACCCGGAUUUAAUAUUACUGUGUAUAGAUUGACCCAGACUUUCUUCUUGUAAAUUCUAGAGAAUUGAAAAUUUUAGGUCAAAAAUUGCAAAGUGUAAAAAAAAUUCAGCUGGAGUAAUAUUUCAUUAUGGUUAUUUUGAGCAAAAAUUAGCACUUUUUGAAUUCUCCAUGUUUAGUUUGUGUGAAAAAAAAAGCUAGAAUUAUAUUGUGGGGAAGACAUUGUGUGACGGUACAUUGUAUAAAUAUUGCGUGUGACGAUACAUUGUAUAAAUAUUGCGUUUCAGGAAUUUUUUUUCAUUUUUCAAAGGUGUUUGUGUGGAAUCCAUUUUCCCCACGUUGGAAGCAUACCCUGUGGGAAUGUUGAGAAUUUGUUUUCCUGCGGGAGAUCAUUAACGCCACACACAGUGGUACUGGCACGGAGACAGCGCGAUGGGUUUUACUAUCUGGCGACAGUAAAACAAGAGGUGAAAUAUUCUUCAUAAGCACAAUGUAAAUCAAUCAAUAAAUCAAUUGUGACUUUAUGAAAGCAGAGUCUGAUACCCUAAUCCAUUCUCAGAGAAAAAUGGACAAGAUACAAUAAAUCAUAGUAAUCUAAAAAAUAUUUAUCAAUAUAUAUCAGUCAGGAGACACAGCUAAUCUGAAGCCAAAUCUGAGGAAGGCCAUAUCACUUGGUAGAAACAGAUAAUCAGUGGCCAGGUCUGAAGAAGGACGUCCCAUUUGAUCACAUAUUUUGUAGUUGGCUUAUGUUGUGGAAUGUGUUUUUCAUGUUAGCUGUGUUAAGCUGGGCCCUGAUUAGUUUUUGAUAUCUGUACAGGAAGAACCAGGAGUGUUUCUAAUCGAGUUUAAUAGGCCGGUGAGUGAACGAUAUCCCACGACCCUGCAGAAAACAGAGGUGAACGAUAUGAUCCAGUACUUCGAUGCGCUGAGACAUUGCAUUCUUCCUGGAGAUACCGUGUUAGCUCCCUGGGAACCAGAACAAGUGAGAUAUGGACCAGGAACCGUUACACUGGGUGUAGAGACUCGGGAUCCUCUCCGAAGUAAGUUGUUUGAUGACGUAGCUGUGAUAUCCCACUUUAGCCUGACUCUUGCUGUCAUACUAGCUUUCAGUAAAAUUGAAUUAAAAAACCAACACUUUGAUGGCAUUAUUUUGCCGUAAUACACGGUGCACCGCUAGGCAUUCUCCUUGUAUUAUUAUUACUGGUACGAACAGAUUCCGUAGCGCUGUACAAUUAGUGGAGAACAUGCAUAAUACACAGACAAAUACAAAAAGGUAGAGAGGGCCCUGCCCGUAAGCUGAGAUCUAGUAAUUUAAGCUCUUUUAUACAAAGUGCAUAGCUAGAUAGCCCAUGAGCUUACAAUCCAAUGUAGAGUUAUAUGUGUGUGUAAAUAGUAAAAAUUUUCCACUUAAAUUUUUUUAGCCGAUGAAGAUGAAGAAUUGACGGUUAGUUUUUGGAACGGUAAGAAGAAACGGGUUCCUCUUGGUGUUGCCGUGUGGAUCUCUCCCUCUGUGUAUAAACGAAUCAUGGACCGGCUGCACCAACCCAUCACAAGUGGACAAAAGCUCCAGGAGAGUAUCCCAAACACCACUACGUACGUGUUUACAGACAGGUUCACCUCGGUGCCCACUAACCUGUGCCCUCCCAGCCAUCUCCAUAAACACAGCUGGCAUCACAGCCACACCUAUCCCCACCACCUGCAACAGCAUUGUUCUUGCUGCUGUUAUCCCAAACAUGCAGGGUGCACAUGCUGUUAUGACCCCAAAUGCCAGGACUGGUGGCCACUUACACCCACGGCCACCGUGUAUGUACAAAGCAGGAAGGAACAGGAAGAUCGGGACAGCAUCCACUUAACCACAAGACGGAAAGAAAAGUCUUAUCAAAUCUCAAAGUCUUCGGAGUCUGAAGAUGAAAAAUCUCUUGAUGAUGACGACAACGACUAUGACGACCGCAGUGAUAAUGAUGAAGACAGUGACCGAGAAACAUGGCUGUCAAAGACUACACAGAGUACGAUGGUGGACAGUGGAGUGAAUACGGACUCUAGCCUGUGGGACAAGCCAAGAGAGGACAUUAAUCAACGUCCUGAUUGGAAAUACUGGAGACACAGUCAGCCGGAACCUUUUUACCGGAAACCAGGUAAUUCAAUUUUUACGAGGAAUUAUAACACAUCAAACCCCAGAGCUAAGAUACAAUAUACAGCUUACUCAACAUCCAAACUGUGUGUACACAGGGAAAAGUUCUGAUUAAUAAAUCGCAGGUAAAAAAUUUAAAGGCUUUAUUGGCACAGUGGUCAACAGAGUGCACCGUUUGUUUUUCAGUUUGACAAUUUUUAUUAUUUUCCAGGAUAGAGAAAGCAAGAAGGGAAAGGGGGGGGUGGGGGGAGUCACUUAUGAGAAACAAUAACAAUCAUUAACACAGAAUUAAUCUUGACAUUGUUCAUAUGGCAAGAGUAACAUCAUAACCCUCAUGUAGCAUCUGAACUCAACAGAGUGUACGUUAAACAGUGACAGGCCACAGCUACCACGCUUCUUAUAAAUCCCAUGAAACUCAUUAAUGUCAUUAUUGUCUCAAUCUUUAUAGCAACUUUUUUCAAUUGAAUCCAGAAACGCCCUAUAAAUCAGCUUUUGCCAUUAAACUAUUUUAGCAGGACUUUUGCCGGGUCCCGGUGAUAAAAUGCUGAGGAUCUGAGGAUAUUCUGCCCAUUUAGAAAGUAUUUUAUGAUUUUUCUUUUCUCAUUUUCUAAAACAGUCGAAGAAUUUGUUGCUUAGAAAACUUAAACCAGAAAAGUCAGUUUUGACAUAGACCACAUCAUUUAUAGACUUACUCUGGGAAUCCAAACUCAUAUAAUGCACAGCCAGACUUCUGCAAUGAGGCUGAGAGUCUAUCUCAUUCAGUGUUGGAGUUUUACUCUCAAUGUCUUAUUCCCUCAUUUUUAGGAAAUACUGUGAGAAAAUCAAAAAGUGCGGCUUCUCAAUCGAAUUCCUGUGUGUCUUGGCCGGACGUUACAGGUUUAGCCAAUCAGAGCUCUUUGUUCGAAACGAUUGUGGAUUCCCCAGUCAGAAGACUUACGGUGAAAGAUGUUCUUGUUCACAAAGAUUUCAACCCAUCAGAUGUUGUACGUAAACAUUAAAAACUACACAAACUGGUGAGACGACAGGCGACAGAAACUUUUAUAUGGAGCAAUUCUGGAGCAAAGUGCUAAAAUCAGAGCAAUCAGUACAUGCAUUGCAUUGGUAUCUAUAGCGAUUGCUCUAGUUUGAGCAUGAUGCGUCAGAGUCACUCUGAGCUGACUACUAAUCUGUUCCUGUUAUUCACUAAACUGAGAUUUCAAAGUCAAUUUCAAAUUUAAGGCCAGAGUAGCCGAGCUGAAAGCAUAGCAGACUUUGAGAAUUUCCAGUUUGUUUUUUGUUUUGUAAAUCUGUUUUUAUUGAAAAGUUUUUUCUCACAAUCAAUACAUAUAACAAGAAGAUUUGCAGUAUGGGACACGCAGGUCACGCAGGUCUAUUGUAUUAGUAGGACAAUGGUAUAUCUGUGGUUUUUUUUUUAAAUGUUUUUCAUGACAGUAUUAAUACAGAGCAGUUGAACAAUUUGAACAGCAAGGCGCGUAGGCCUCUUAGAGUGGUAGAAACAAUUGAUAUUUUUAUAUAGUAUGCAUUGGACUCGCAGGUCUGUUCAAGUCAAUCCUGUCAUUUUUGAAUCGUGUCCCAUUGACCUAUGUUAAUGAUAAGGUGUGAAUAUCCGUGAGUAUGAAGCGGUUUUAAGGGGGGUUGAUGCGUUCCUAGCGAUUUGUGUGGGUGUGCCUGCUACGGGGUUUGUUUUUAAGUAGGUGUGAUUGUUAUUUCUCUUUUGUUACGUGUUUCGGUAUAGUAUUAACAUAGAACCAUUGAAUAUAUCAAACAUCGGGGCUCGCAGGCCUCCUGGGGUGUAUAUAACCGUUACCCUUUCUGUAUACUGUGUAGUGGACUCGCAGGCCCAUCGGAGAUAAUCAUGCCAUCAGUAUGUUGCUUUUCUGUAACCCCAGUUGAUGAUUUGGUGUGUAUGUCUAGGGGUGGGAGGUGGUGGUAGUGGGGGGUGGGGUAUUUUCGUUGGCGUUUGUGGGUGUGGUUGGUUGUGAUCUGUAUGGUGUUUGCCAUGUUAUUACAGAGUAUGUUUUUUAUUGUGUCUGUUAGCUUUUGUAGUUUCUCGUUGUGUGUCUGUGAGAUGUAUAUGCCGUCAGUUAGUGGGGAGUGUGGGUCUCUGAUCGGGUUGGUAUGGUUGGAGUCUUGGGGGUGUUCUUAUAGGUUUUGGGGGUCUUUUAAGGUUUAUUAUAGUGUUUUCGUGUAGGGUGUGUCGUUUCACAGUGGGGCAGUUUGGCCUUUUUUUUACCUUAAAUUUUAAAUUUACUUUGAAUUCUCCCUUUAGAUGACCCCGUGUAUAUUAAAGAAGCCUCCUCACACACGUCCUGCAUAUUUAAAGGUUUAACAAUAAUCUCAGUGAUUUAUUAACGAACUGCCGAUAUUGCGUUUUACAGAAACAAGCUCCGCCUGUCGCAGAACGUCUCGGUGAAUCAGAAGUUGACAAAUUAUGCAAAAAACAAGUUAUUGCAGAAAAACGUAGAGAGCAAAUAACGAAGCACCGGGAAUGGGAAGAAGACAGGGCACAAAGUGCUGACCAAAAAUACUGCGAAACUCAAGAGGUUCACAGGUGAAGGAGCUAAUACUGCUCUUCUCUCAACUGGUGAUAAUAACUGGCACUUCAUAGCGGGAGUAGUAGAUAUACAAAAUACAAAAUGUAGGGAUCCAGCUGACAUCACUAAAACAGAUAAAUAAAAUUAAACAUUGUAUAAUACGGUUAUAGCCUCUGAUAGCAAAACACGUAAUGGCUGCACUCACAAAUUUGAUGUGAUAAAGUUUUCAAGUUGCUUCCCCUGUAGUUAUAGGGGGUAUAGCCCAUUCCUGGUGGUGGUCCCAAUCUGGAAGCCAGGAAUUUCAGGAACUCCAAGUGUAUAUUGAAGUACAAAAUUAUUUAUUAGUAUAUAUUAAAACAAAUAAAAAAAAACAAGAACAGUCCUACGCAUUUCGUCCUCCGUGGAGCACUUCCUCAGGGUCCUACGCGUUUCUGCUCUGUGGAGAACUUCCUCAUGAGAGUAGUAGAUACCUGGACUAGCCUUCCAUUGGAAGCCAUGAAGGGUAGUAGAUACCUGGAUUACCCUUCCAGUGGAAGCAGUAAAGGCUAACAGUGAUAUAGCAAGGGUAGAAGAUACCUGGAAUAGCCUUGCAGUGGGAGCGGUAAAAGCUAAAGGGUGACAUAGAAAGGGUAGUAGAUACCUGGCAUAACCUUCCAGUGGAAGCAGAUAAUUUGGGAUGUGUGUUAGAGGUGUUUAACAAAAUAUCCUGAAUUGUUGCAGCUCAAGUAUUAUUGCGGUGAAUUACCAGUUUACAGUAAAUUGUGGAAUAAGCAUUUCUAUGACACCAUGGGGAUUAAUUUAACAUUGGGCAGUUUAUAUAUAAUGCCUUGUGCAGGGUGUUGGAUGGAUGGCUGCUGUCCUAAUACUCACUUUGUGUUUAAGGCACAAGACUUUGCAACGUCUGAAAAACGAGGACAUGAAGGUGAAAGAGCAGGCAGCUAAGAAAACACAGAAUAUUACCGCCAAGAAAGCUGCGCGUGAGAGAAACAGUGUGCGCAUGCAGACUAUUGCAGCGGAAGAUAAACUGAAGGAGCAGCGCAGACUCGAUCACCUGCGGAGUGUGCGGGAAAAGAUCGACCAGAGAGAAUUCGAUAAAUGUGCAGCCAAUGAACAGAAGGAGAUAGAACACAUGGUAAGAUAACCUUUACACAUAAUGUAACCCCGUCUCCACUCCCUAGGGAAACAGGGAUUUGAACCAGAGGUAUGUGGAGUUUAUUUACCGAAUUGGGAACUGUAGAGAAAAAUUUUAGGCAAAAUAGUUGCGCUGGGAAAAAAAUCUACAACUCCAGGAUGUUAGGGAAGCAGAAAAAGUUCAGAGGUGGGUUACAACAUUAAUAAGGGGAAUAGAUUAUUUAAAUUAUGAAGACAAAGUAAAAAAUAAUGUGACUGAGGAUAUGGUAACCUUUACACAAUAUAUACAUGGGCAAUACAAACAGCUCUCUGGCAACCUGUUCAUUAAAAGGACUGUACAAUGGACAAGUGGUCACCCAUUUAGACUUGCAGAGAAGAGAUUUCACCUGCAGCAUCAUCAAUUACACAGCACCAGCCAAUUUCCGUGACAGCAGAUAAUUGGUCAACAAUGUAGUGGCAACAGAAGAAAUGGAGCGUGUUCAUUCGACGGGGUUUUAAAUGGCUCUGUUUUUUUUUUUUAGCCAUUAUUGCUCUCCUGUGUGGAUUUUUUCCAUAGGGUCAAAAAUGUAUAUAUUGUUUUUUUAGUGUUAGGCAGAUUCUCCAGUAGUAGCACUUUGCCGAAGUAGUUAUUUGUAAAUUCAGUUUUUGUGCAUUUCAUGUGUAAACGCAGCCUAAAUAAAACAAACAACUAAUUAAAUCGUUUUUUCUUCCAAUCACAGGACGCACAGAGAAUGAAAGUUAACAAACACUAUAAAGAGGUGGCAGACAAAGUGUUUCAAACAGAAACAAAAAGGAAGAGUGGAAAUCGCAAAGUCCAGUAUAUCGAGGAUUAAUGACCCGACUAGUGUGUGAUUAAUGGUCCAUGCACCUCUCCCCAAGAUUCCUGCCCCAACAUCCACCUUUCUAAAUUACGUGUUUUUAUUUAUAUAGGUUUUAUCUUUCAUUUCAUUAGCCCCAGUUCCAUUGAUUUCAAAUAAUUUUAAACAUGGGGUAUAAUGGCCGGAUCACAGGUGAGUUAAUAAAAGCGAAGAUGAAUCAACAAUUAGUCAGCGAGCUGGACUCUGGGCAAAACGAUGAGACUCGUCUAGGUUUGGUCCUAUUCGCUAUCACUAUACUAGAAGUGUGCCUCAGACCCUGGGCUAUCACUAUACUAGAAGAGCGCCUCAGACCCUGGUAGAUCAGAAUCCAUCUCUAAAUUAAUUAAUUCACGUGAGGUCAUGUAUACCACCACUUAUCAAUUAUUUAUAAAACAUCAAACAGAUACUACAGCGUUGUACAACAGCAUGGAAAUGCGCUAUAUACAGAAACAAAGGAGCUUGCAAUCUAUAGGACUGAACAAAUUUAUAUUCUGUCUACAAAUGUGUAUACACCACUAGAAACGAUCACAAAUAAAAUAUUUUGGUUUGAAGAUUUGUGUCGGUUUUGGAUGCAAGGGGGAGUGGGGGUUAACUGUCUAAAUCACAGACUUGUGGUAAAUCUGAAAUACAAAAUGUAGCCUAAAAUAGCC
Messenger RNA from Pelobates cultripes (western spadefoot toad), 10238 nucleotides. The record is from the annotation of a GenBank genome assembly. NCBI's taxonomy places the organism in Eukaryota, Metazoa, Chordata, Amphibia, Anura, Pelobatidae.